This is a messenger RNA of Boleophthalmus pectinirostris (great blue-spotted mudskipper), 802 nucleotides long. RefSeq names its product WAP, Kazal, immunoglobulin, Kunitz and NTR domain-containing protein-like. NCBI's taxonomy places the organism in Eukaryota, Metazoa, Chordata, Actinopteri, Gobiiformes, Gobiidae. The record is from RefSeq and is a predicted model, not a curated record. The annotation marks the transcript as partial. The transcript has a single exon. Gene Ontology annotation, molecular function: serine-type endopeptidase inhibitor activity; protein binding.
GUAAUACGCAGAGCAGAUGAUGAUUUCUCUGAAGAUCCAGAAAUGCCCAUGGGUCGUCCCUUCUCUCCAGCUGACUGUUUGGCCGAAGUGGACCAGAGGGUGUGCAGUGGCGAGCGCCAUGUGGACUGGUACUAUGACAGCAAAUUAGGAAACUGUCAAGCCUUUAACAAUGGUGGUUGUGAAGACAGCCGCAAUAGGUUUGAGACCUAUGAAGAGUGCAAGGCCUCUUGCCAGAGAGAAGGGAUGGGCAUAUGCUCCCUGCCUGCAGUCCAAGGUCCCUGUAAAUCUUGGGAGGCACGCUGGGCCUGGAGUACUAUUAUGAAGGAGUGUAAGGCCUUUGUCUAUGGUGGAUGUCACGGAAAUGCCAACAACUUUCAAACUAAGAAAGAGUGUGAAGCAAACUGUCCUCAACGGAAAAAGAAACCUUGUAAGACUUGUCGGGUUAAAGGGAAAAUGGUGCCCAGUUUGUGUCGAAGUGACUUUGCCAUAGUGGGACAUCUCACAGAGUUGGUGGAGGAUCUAGACUCUGGAUUGGCACGAUUUAGUUUGGAAGAAGUUCUGAGAGACGAAAAAAUGGGUUUAACUUUCUUUAAUACGAAGCAUCUUGAAGUAACUAUUGCAAAGAUAGACUGGAGCUGUCCCUGUCCCAACAUUACAAUGGAGGAAAACCCCUUGUUGGUCAUGGGUGUUGUGCAGGAUGGCAUGGCAAUCAUCCAGUCGGACAGUUAUGUUAAAUCAAUAACUGAGCGCAGACUCAAGAGGCUGCGAGAGGUACUGGGCAAAAAGGGCUGUUAAGAGGAUC